This is a messenger RNA of Corythoichthys intestinalis (scribbled pipefish), 3072 nucleotides long. It is a transcript of the gene twist1a, whose product is annotated as twist family bHLH transcription factor 1a. Gene Ontology annotation, molecular function: DNA-binding transcription factor activity, RNA polymerase II-specific; RNA polymerase II transcription regulatory region sequence-specific DNA binding; protein dimerization activity. Bases 1700 to 2224 code for a protein of 174 amino acids. The transcript is spliced from 2 exons. Gene Ontology annotation, biological process: regulation of transcription by RNA polymerase II; developmental process. The record is from RefSeq and is a predicted model, not a curated record. NCBI's taxonomy places the organism in Eukaryota, Metazoa, Chordata, Actinopteri, Syngnathiformes, Syngnathidae.
AUAACAUAGGGUGUUAAGAAAAAGAUCAAUUACUACCUUUCUUCCCCACAUUGCUUCCCACGAUGUUUCUAAUCGUAGGGAGAGGGAUUUUAAGGCUUUAACCAAUUAAAAAAGGCUCCAAAGCCUGCCAAAAUUCACUCUACUCAUAUUACGCUGCCUUGUAGCGCUAUAUAUAGGUAAAACGGCGCCAUUACAGAUUGAACGCGACAAUGUGUGAGUGGACCGUGCAGCGCAUGCAUUAAUUGCGUUAAAUAUUUUAACGUGAUAAAUUUUAAAAGAAAUUAAUUACCUCCGUUAACGGGAUAAAUUUGAUAACCCUACCUUAAGCCUAAACUAGAGACUCUGGAUGAGUGUAACUUAUUAUGUCUGUAACGUUAAAUACAAUUAGAAAACAAUUUAUUUAAAAAAUAUAUAUAUAUUAAAAAAAGGCAUGUCCGAUAUUUUUUUGCCGAUUCCGAUACUUUGAAAAUGCCGUGAUCGGACCCGAUCGAUCGGUAUGCCGAUCGAUUGGGACGCCGAUCGAUUGGGACAUCUCUAAUUUACGUUGUUUGAUUUAUUAAAAAUAAAUAAAUAAACAAAAAAUCUCUGCACAAGGUUAUCUGUAAGAGCUGUCAUUAUAUUAUACUAUAACAUACAGUACAUCAUAAGCACAUUAAGCCAAAGAAAUGCAAAAAAAAUAAUUGAAUUCUGGCGAGAAAAAAUGUACUGAAAUGAAGCAUCAUUCGACCAAAGAGCAUAAGUGCCCUCUAGUGGAGAAAGCAUAGUUCCUAUUAUGAAAUUAAAAGGAUCAUACCUCUAGUUUUUCAUGGUCAAUCGGAGCCAAAUAAAAUCUGGGAGAGAGGUUAAAGUCUGCGCUUUCUAGUCGUGUUGACUGCAGCGCCCUAUGUCAUAUACUUAAUUUUUUACGGUGCUUUAAAGACGCCAUGUGAUUGAACAGGCCGGCCUGAUCAUAGAAUGGCAAGCUUGAUUGGUAUAAUGAAGUCAUGUCAUUGGUGAAACUGGUAGAGCUACUGUUGGCAUCGCUGGCAAAACGAACAAAAAAUAAAUAAAAUCUAAUAUGCAGAAGAGUGUAGCGGAGUUAGAGUAGCGUUUCUUCAUCACAAAUCAGCACAUGUAAAAGUAAAAGGCUAUAAGUACAUAUUUCUCAAAAAGUUAGGUAAAUGUAACGUGUUACUACUCAUCUCUGUUAUAUAGUGAUGUUCAUGUCAUAAGUAAAAGAAAAUAUAGGAUACAUUGUUCACAAAUAUAUAUAUAUUGUAUUGCUCUAAACCCAUGUUGAAACCUUUUUAUCAUGUAAAAACGUCAACUUUGACAACAAAAACGAUGUUUUCACAAAACUGGCUCGUGGGUAGUCGAAAGAAAAACGAUUUUAGUGCAAAAAUGCCCCAAAACAGAAAACGCCUACAAAACCUCUUUAGCACAAAGUUAGAAAAACACAACCACCCCCUUCCCAUUUUUUUUUUUUUUUUUUUUGCCUUCAAGUCUCUCUGUGAUAUUAACACAAGUUAUUCCUGCCACGGUAUUAUGUUACACCCCUUCCCACCCAAUCACAAGUCUCCCCAAAAUCCUGCAUCUCGCCCCCCGCUAUAAGAGAGUGGGAUUUACCUCUCUCCACAUUCUUUUGAAAAAUCAGCACAGGACACUAUUUUAUUGUUUGUGGACCGGACUCAAACGGGGUUGCGAGGGUUCAAAUCGGACAAUGCGGGAAGACGACUCCUCCCCGAUGGACAGCGCCGGGAACAGCGAGGAGGAGACCGAACGUCAACUGCCCAGGAGGGGCGCCAGGAAGCGGCGUGCCACGGCGCGCAGGACCGAACACGACGAAAGCUUGGAGAACUUGGAGAUCCCUAAGAAAAGACGCCGAAAGAGCGGCUGCGCUGGAAGUCAAGGCGGCAGUUCGAGUAGCGAGGCCAGCGGCAGCCCCGCCGGUUCUCUGGACGAGCUCCAGAACCAGCGCGUCAUGGCCAACAUCCGCGAGCGCCAACGCACGCAGUCGCUCAACGAGGCUUUCACGUCGCUACGCAAGAUCAUCCCGACGCUGCCGUCGGAUAAACUCAGCAAAAUCCAGACGCUCAAACUAGCCGCACGGUACAUCGACUUCCUGUGUCAAGUUCUUCAGAGCGACGAGUUGGACGCGAGGGGAGCCAGCUGCAGCUACGUGGCGCACGAACGGCUCAGCUACGCCUUCUCCGUCUGGAGGAUGGGGGACGCCACCAGCCACUAGUGGGCCAAGAUGGAUGGGACCUAACGAUCCUCCAUUUUUGAAGACUCCCGUGACAAGCCCGCCUGAGCGCAGCUGAGGCCCAUCUGCCCGAGCUUCAUUCCUGCGAGGAGAGCGGGAUGUGCCAUAUUUCCCGUUGCAGGGACUGUUAUGUUUGCAAGGGAGCACUUACAGGACAAGACGGAUAUGAAGAGAGACCACUGCGACUAGAUGAAUGUUGUCCAAACAAAAGCAGCUCAGAGGAGCUGUUUGGAAACCGGAGAGAAACAACACAAUUCCUUUGACAUUCUUCGCUACACAGCAAAUGGAGAAUUUGUAUUUAUUUUUUUUCUACUGGUGAGAAAUCCACUUGCCCCAAUUGAAUAUUUAUUUAGGGGGUACAACAGAACGGUUGUAAAUAUUUGCUAAUAAACAAAUGAAAGGACAUUUCUGACAAGUAUGAAUUCAGUUUGUCACUCACCUGACAGUCAUUUCCGUUAGUUUUACAGUUAAUCAGCAAAAUUUAUUUACUUUUGUCAUUAAGCCUUUGCGGAGGGGCUGAAGGAAAACAUCUCAUACCUCAGGAUUACUCCGCGGUUAUUUCUUACGCUCGGAAAUCUGGGAAGCCCGUAAUUAGUCGGUGGGAGCAGCGGGAAGCUUGCAUGAUAUUCCCAGAUGGCAACCAAAGUCACAGGUCAGAAUGCAGUGAAGGUCCUGCAGGUGCUUUUGCAGUUAGAAGAAAUAGAGGUGGAUACGGGUCAGUAUGGAAUUGGCACCGCGGAUACAUACCUGAUUAGUGCCGCAAGGAUUAAUCGAUUAACUCAAGUAAUUUGAUUACAAAAAAGCUUCGAAUCAAAUGUUGCUGCUUCGAG